This is a messenger RNA of Glycine soja, 3662 nucleotides long. Its product is annotated as LRR receptor-like serine/threonine-protein kinase. The coding region runs from base 150 to 3428 and encodes 1092 amino acids. The record is from RefSeq and is a predicted model, not a curated record. Gene Ontology annotation, molecular function: ATP binding; protein binding; protein kinase activity. Gene Ontology annotation, cellular component: plasma membrane. Gene Ontology annotation, biological process: protein phosphorylation; hormone-mediated signaling pathway. Lineage: Eukaryota; Viridiplantae; Streptophyta; Magnoliopsida; Fabales; Fabaceae. The transcript has 2 exons.
UUAAACAACUUCCAUUACAAAUAAUAAAAGAAUAAAAGAAGCUAGUAGCUCUUGGACCCAGAUCUUCUUCUCUUCUUCCUCUAUAAACAAAACAUGGGUUUUCCCCCUCUACAAUCCCAAAACAUAUCAACCGUUCUCUUCUCUCAGCGAUGCCUGGAAGCUUAAGGAAUCUGUCACUUUUUCCCAAAAUCUUCUCCUUCACCUUGCUUCUCAUCUUAUUAAACUCCCUUCUCUUUUUCCCAUGCUGUUACUCUCUUGAUGAGCAAGGCCAAGCUCUUAUAGCCUGGAAAAACACCUUAAACAUCACUUCAGAUGUGUUAGCAUCAUGGAACCCUUCAGCCUCAAGCCCAUGCAACUGGUUUGGGGUGUAUUGCAACUCACAAGGAGAAGUCGUAGAGUUAAACUUGAAGUCAGUGAACUUGCAAGGCUCAUUGCCUUCAAAUUUUCAACCUUUAAAAGGGUCCUUGAAGAUUCUUGUCCUCUCAUCAACCAACCUCACAGGAAGUGUACCAAAAGAGAUUAGAGACUAUGUAGAGCUCAUCUUUGUUGAUCUCAGUGGAAAUUCUCUCUUUGGUGAAAUCCCAGAAGAAAUUUGCAGCCUAAGGAAACUGCUGAGUUUGUCUCUCCAUAUGAACUUCCUCCAAGGAAACAUUCCAUCCAACAUUGGCAAUCUAACAAGCCUUGUUAACUUGACACUCUAUGACAACCACCUCAGUGGUGAAAUUCCAAAGAGCAUUGGCUCCUUGAGAAAGCUCCAAGUCUUCAGAGCAGGUGGAAACAAGAAUCUCAAGGGUGAGAUUCCAUGGGAGAUUGGAAGCUGCACCAACUUGGUCACGCUAGGCCUUGCAGAAACCAGCAUUUCAGGAAGCCUUCCUUCUUCAAUCAAAAUGCUGAAAAGAAUCAAUACCAUAGCCAUAUACACAACUCUAUUGUCAGGUCCCAUUCCAGAAGAGAUUGGCAACUGCAGUGAGUUGGAGAACCUGUACUUGCAUCAGAACUCUAUCUCAGGCUCAAUACCAAGCCAAAUUGGAGAACUCGGCAAGCUUAAGAGUCUACUUUUGUGGCAGAACAAUAUCGUAGGAACAAUCCCAGAAGAGCUUGGAAGCUGCACAGAGAUCGAAGUCAUAGAUUUGUCAGAAAAUCUUCUCACAGGUAGCAUACCAAGGAGCUUUGGCAACCUUUCAAAUCUCCAAGAGCUUCAACUAAGUGUCAAUCAGCUCUCAGGUAUAAUCCCUCCUGAGAUUUCAAAUUGUACUUCUCUGAAUCAACUGGAACUUGACAACAAUGCUCUCUCUGGUGAGAUUCCUGAUCUUAUUGGCAACUUGAAAGACUUGACUCUUUUCUUUGCAUGGAAGAACAAAUUAACAGGAAACAUCCCAGAUAGUCUUUCUGAGUGCCAAGAACUUGAGGCAAUUGAUCUCUCUUACAACAACUUGAUUGGUCCAAUUCCCAAACAACUAUUUGGGUUGAGGAACCUCACCAAGCUUCUGCUUCUUUUUAAUGAUUUAUCAGGCUUUAUACCACCUGAUAUAGGAAACUGCACUAGCCUCUACAGGCUGAGGUUGAAUCACAAUAGACUAGCAGGUAGCAUUCCACCAGAAAUUGGCAACUUGAAGAGUUUGAACUUUAUGGACAUGAGCAGCAAUCAUCUUUCAGGGGAGAUUCCUCCAACGCUAUAUGGAUGCCAGAAUCUUGAGUUUCUAGACCUUCAUUCCAACAGUAUCACUGGUUCUGUUCCAGAUUCUCUUCCCAAAAGCCUUCAGUUGAUUGACUUGUCCGACAACAGACUAACAGGUGCAUUGAGUCACACAAUUGGUUCAUUGGUUGAGUUAACCAAACUCAACCUUGGGAACAAUCAGCUAAGUGGAAGAAUCCCGUCAGAGAUCUUGUCUUGCACGAAGCUACAACUUCUGGACUUGGGAAGCAAUAGCUUCAAUGGAGAAAUUCCCAAUGAAGUUGGUCUAAUUCCUUCUCUGGCAAUAUCUCUCAAUCUUAGCUGCAACCAGUUUUCUGGUAGAAUUCCUUCCCAGUUCUCGAGUCUUACCAAACUAGGAGUUCUUGAUCUCUCACAUAACAAGCUCUCGGGGAAUUUAGAUGCUCUUUCCGACCUUGAGAAUCUUGUUUCCUUAAAUGUUUCCUUCAAUGGCCUCUCUGGUGAGUUGCCUAACACCUUAUUCUUCCACAAGCUUCCUCUUAGUGAUCUUGCUGAAAAUCAAGGUCUCUACAUUGCUGGAGGUGUUGCAACUCCUGGUGACAAAGGUCAUGUUAGAUCAGCCAUGAAGUUCAUUAUGUCCAUUCUCUUAAGCACCAGUGCAGUACUAGUGCUUCUCACAGUCUAUGUCUUAGUCAGAACUCAUAUGGCCAACAAGGUGCUUAUGGAAAAUGAAACUUGGGAGAUGACUUUGUAUCAGAAGCUAGAUUUCUCCAUUGAUGACAUUGUCAUGAAUUUGACAUCAGCCAAUGUGAUUGGCACUGGAAGCUCCGGAGUUGUGUACAAAGUUACAAUUCCAAAUGGUGAAACAUUGGCUGUUAAGAAGAUGUGGUUAUCAGAAGAGUCAGGAGCAUUCAAUUCUGAAAUUCAAACAUUGGGGUCAAUAAGGCACAAGAACAUCAUCAGGCUUCUUGGAUGGGGAUCAAACAAGAGCCUGAAGUUGUUGUUUUAUGACUACCUCCCUAAUGGAAGCCUGAGCUCAUUACUUCAUGGUUCAGGAAAGGGAAAAGCUGAAUGGGAGACAAGAUAUGAUGCUAUAUUAGGUGUGGCACAUGCACUUGCAUAUUUGCACCAUGAUUGUUUGCCUGCUAUUAUUCAUGGAGAUGUCAAAGCCAUGAAUGUGUUACUAGGCCCUGGACACCAACCUUACCUUGCUGACUUUGGCCUGGCAAGAACUGCAACUGAAAAUGGUUGCAAUACUGAUUCCAAGCCACUUCAAAGACAUUACCUUGCUGGUUCAUAUGGAUACAUGGCUCCUGAGCAUGCAUCACUGCAGCCUAUAACUGAAAAGAGUGAUGUGUACAGUUUUGGCAUGGUUCUACUUGAGGUUCUCACAGGAAGGCACCCAUUAGACCCAACUCUACCAGGGGGUGCACACUUGGUUCAGUGGGUUAGGAACCACUUGUCUAGCAAAGGAGAUCCUUCUGACAUUCUUGACACAAAGCUUAGAGGGAGGGCUGAUCCCACCAUGCAUGAAAUGCUACAAACUCUAGCAGUGUCCUUUCUAUGUGUAAGCACUAGAGCUGAUGAGAGGCCAACAAUGAAGGAUGUUGUUGCAAUGCUCAAGGAAAUUAGACCCCUUGAGACCUCAAGGGCAGACCCUGAUGUAUUGAAGGGAGGUUUAACAGCACAUAGUUCACCACCACCUCCUAAGAAUGUGGUCUCACAUGGAUCUUCGACAUGUUCCUACAAUUUCUCGGAUAACUCAAUCAAUUGAGCAUGUAUGAAUAAGUUUGCAUCUCAUGGAGAAGCUAUCACUCCAAUUGUACAUAGUCUAAUGCAAUGCCAAUCAGAGGUGGCCUGAAUUAUUAUUAGUUAAUGAUAUUCUAGUAAUCUAGUGUAUAAUUUUUUUUCCUUUUAAUGUAAUGUCAUAUAGACGAUGCAGGUUUCAAGAAUCCAUAUAUUCAUUUGAAAUAUAUAAAUAAAUAUAAUUUCUUAAGCAUUUACUUAA